Molecule: messenger RNA, 2281 nt
Organism: Sitophilus oryzae (rice weevil)
Lineage: Eukaryota; Metazoa; Arthropoda; Insecta; Coleoptera; Curculionidae
Product: scavenger receptor class B member 1-like
Exons: 12
Coding region: 318-1958 (546 amino acids)
Cellular component (GO): membrane; cytoplasm
Molecular function (GO): scavenger receptor activity
Source: RefSeq, a predicted model, not a curated record
GGUGCGGAAAGCAUUGACCGAGAGACCGCUCGGCAAAGACAAGUACACAAGGUUAGUUCCACCCGCUCCAGCUCGUAUUGCGUGGUACCCGGAGUAUAUACAACCACCGACCGGAGGCCGGCAGCGUUAAGCAACCGGGGGUACUAUUAUUAUUAUUACAGUUCGCGUUUGUCAGUUGGUGUGUUAUCGCGAUUUAUCGGACGAUUAAUCGAUUUGAUUGAAGUUACGGUGGUACCGUUAUACACCGCGCUACGUGGUGGUAGUACUUCAUUAGUGGCGAUUUUUUUCUGAUCGCUGGACGAUCUAUUUCUGUAAAGAUGAAGCUCAAACGUGCCAUAUCAGCUAUACCCAUAUUAUCAUCCAGAAGAAUUUCGAAACCAGGAUCUGGAGGCCAAGAAAGGACAGAUGAUAUUCUGACAAGUCUACGUAGAGUGUCGGAAACUUUAGGAGUAAAACAGGCGAAAGAACUCUAUCUUAGGAAAGCCAGAAGAACCUCAAGAUGGAAGAUAUCAUGUCUGCUGGUAUUUGGUAUAAUCACCUUAUUGUCUGGAAUGAUAACCCUAAUAUUUACACCAUUCCAAAUUCUUCUAAGCAUCAGAUUGGAGAUGACACCCGGUUUACCUCCUUUUGAUUGGUGGUUUACACCGCCCGAUGAAGUUCUUGUCAGAGUUCAUAUUUUUAACGUCACGAACUCAGAAAGAUUUCUUAAUGGAACAGACAGCAAACUGAACAUUCAAGAAGUAGGACCCAUUGUAUACAGAGAAAAAUUAAUACAUAGCAACGUGAUUUUUAACAAAAAUGGUACUUUAACGUAUACAGCGAAUAGGACGGCUGCGUACGAACCAGAACUAAACACUAUAAAUUUAAACGAAACUCUCAUUGUUCCUAAUUUGGCUGUAUUGCUUAUACCAGCAUAUUUCCAUGAUGCGACUAUGUUUUUCAAAUUCGCUAUAAACGUGUUGAUGAGAACAUAUUCAGCACAGCCUUUUGUAAAAACCACAAUUCACGACUUCCUUUGGAACAUGACGGAUCCCAUCUUGGAAGCUGCCGAAAAAAUAGCACCAUCUCUAGUACCAACCAAAAAUACUGGAAUAAUGCAAAUAAUAUACCGAGACUUCAAAGACAACGUUACAGUUUUUAUCGGGAACAAACAUGGAAACUCAAAAUUCUUCACCGUGGACACUUACGAUGGUUCGGAAUAUUUACCACAUUUUUCCGACAGCAAAUGUCGAUUAAAAUUUAGGAAUUCUUCAGAAGGACUUUCCUAUCCUCAAAUGAUCACCAAAGACACCAAUUUAACUUACUGGCGGAAAACAGUUUGCAAAUUAGCUGAUAUAAGAUAUUCAAACGAAAAUAGUAAAUAUGGCAUCAAAGCGUACAACUUUAAAUUUGUGGACUGGGCGUAUAGCAGAGUUGAGUUUGAAGAUAACAAAGAUUGUUACAAAGGAACCCCUCCACUACCCAAUGGACUUGCUGAUGUGUCAUCAUGUUAUUGGGGAUUUCCAUUGGUUAUGAGCUUCCCCCACUUUCUCUACGGAGAUGACGUUAUCAGGACCUAUGUGGACGGCAUGAACCCCAACGAAGAAUCUCAUGGAUCAUUUGUACUCAUUGAACCAAAAACUGGUAUUCCACUAGAGGGCAAAGCACGAUCCCAAAUCAAUCUGAAAAUGAACAAUAUGCGUGGAUUCACCAGCAGUAUAGAAAAAUUUAGUAACACUGUAGUGCCCUUAGUAUGGGUCGAAUAUCAUCAAGUUGGUAUUCCAUGGUACAUUCAAACCCUAAUUUACUUGGUAGCUGUGAUAGUACCAGUAGGACAGCUACCCUUCUCGAUAUUCUGCGCAAUUUUGGGCUGUGUUUUAGUGUACUUAGGAAUCAUUGGUCUUGGUAGAUGUAAGAGACGGCAAUUUGAAGAAGAGGAAAUCCUAAGGUUCGAGGUAGAAGCUUUUCUGAGGAAAUGACAAAAUUAUAAAUAGUUUUAAGUUUAUAUCAGAGAUAUAGAGCGUUAAGGAGAAUGAACAAAGUUUGCAUGCUCAUUCUCUCUACCUCGAUAUCUGUGAUUUAUAUAAAUGUGAUAUAAGUAUGAGCUUGAAUGUUAGCUGUUAUUUUCGUUAUUGUGUAAUUUUAGUUAUUGUUAAAUUUAAGAAAUGUGACAAUUUGGUGCAGAACUGGGUAGAUUUAGAAAAAAACGGGCUUAGAUGUUAAUAUUUUAUUCUACACAAACUUUAGUCAAUACUUUUUAGGUUUUAGUUAAUUAUAAGAAAUAAGACUGCUGGUAUAUUUG